This is a messenger RNA of Colletotrichum chrysophilum, 534 nucleotides long. RefSeq lists its product as uncharacterized. The record is from RefSeq and is a predicted model, not a curated record. NCBI's taxonomy places the organism in Eukaryota, Fungi, Ascomycota, Sordariomycetes, Glomerellales, Glomerellaceae. The transcript has a single exon. Gene Ontology annotation, cellular component: extracellular region. Bases 1 to 534 code for a protein of 177 amino acids.
AUGUACGUUUUCCAGAUCCUCAUCGUCGCCCUCCAGGCGUGGGCCAUCACCGCUUCGCCAAUUUUCCCUCGCCAACGCGAUGUCAUCACCGGGGCUCUCGGCAUGGUUUCAGACUCUCUCUCCAAGCUCGAUACAGCCGUCAAGGGCCUCUCCGCCAGUGACCCCAACUCCGCUGUCGCCGUUCUGAACGCUGCUCAAGGUGCGCAGACCGCACUCGGUUCCGCCACAUCUACGAUUGACGGCGCAAACAACCUGGGUCUCUUUGGUGCUCUUGGUCUUCAGCAGACUGCCACUGGCCUCGUGGACCAGGUCCAGACCACCCUUGGCGAUCUCGCUCAGAAGAAGCCCGUUUUCGACCAGCUUGGAGUCACACCAGUCGUCAGGGACGCCCUUGCACAGCAGAAGGCUAGCAGCGGACAGCUUGGCGAUACUCUCCUGGCCAAGGUGCCUGCGAUUGCACGCCCGAUUGCGCAGCAGAGCACCGGUCAACUCACCGAAGCCAUUGACGGCGCUAUCGCUGCGUUCUCUGCGUAG